UGGGUCAGUGCUAUCUCAGUAGAAGUGGGACCCCCGAAGCCUCCAACAAGCUUUUAUCUGGCCCGGGACUCCCCGGCGUUCAGCGCUUCCCCCCAUAACCGGAUACCGGUUAUUUGGACUCUGCCUCUGGCUCAGGAGUCACAGAUGCCAGGAAGUAUGGCCCCCCUCAAGAAGCCUCGAAAUACCACAAGGGUGCCUCUGGCUUUAAACCCCCUGAAGAGCAAGGACGUGUUGGCAGUGCUGGCUGAGAGGAACCAGGCUAUAAUGCCAGUUGGGGCAUGGGUGGAACCUGCCUUGCCAGAUAGUUCGGAAGUCCCAGCAUAUACUUCAGCAUAUAUGAUUGAAGAAGAACUAAAGGAACAGCUAAGAAAAAAACAAGAAGCUCUGAAGCAUUUUCAGAGACAAGUCAAACACCGAGUAAAUCAGCAAAUCAGGCUGAGAAAAAAGCAGCAGUUUCAGAGAUCUUACGAAGCAGCAGAAAAAGAAGGCGCUAUAGCCAUGCAGUCUUCAGAUCCAGCACAUUUAACUCCUAAAAGAACAAGUGUUUUUCCAAACAACUUGGAUGCUGCUAUUGGAAGUGCUAGGUUACCUCCUUCUCAGAUGCUUGGGGAUGGAAUGGACGAUAGAGAGAAUCAGAAUGAAUUAUUCCAACAACAAGCCCAGGCUCUUAGUCAAACCAUGAAACAGGCCCGUCACCGGCUGGCAUCCUUUAAGACUGUGAAUAAAAAAAAUGUGUCAGUGUUUCCAGAUGGUAGAAGGAAAAUCUUUCCCCCCCAAGAGAAAGCGCUUUGUAGGAAACCAUCAUCCCUCAAAAUAAAUACAAGAUCAAGAGGACAGUUGACCUUUAAGGAACCUGACUCUGAGGAAUCUUCAUCUAUUAUGAUAGAUAAGAAAGGGAGAGAAAAUUUGAUAUGGGGAGACCAGCAGGAUCUCCUUUCUGAAGACCGGGACAAACCUUUCAGCAAAGUUCAGAAAGUACAGUUCAAAAAUCCAUUAUUUGCUGUGAUGAAAGAGGAAGAGGAAUUAGAUCUUCAAGGCCUUCAGAAUAUUCUUCCAGAAGCCCAGAAUUAUCUUCCAGAAGCCCAAGGUGAUUUGAUAGAAGUCCAGAGUGUUGAGCUAGAAGCUGAGAGUGUUGAGCCAGAAGCCGAGAGUGUUGAGCCAAGGCUCAAUACCCUGGCUAUUGAGCUGGAAAGCCAAGCUGUUGAGCCCGAAGCCCAGGCCACUGAGCCUAAAGCCCAGGCUGUUAAGAUAAAAACUCAGGGUAUUAUGCCAGAAGCCCAGAUUGUUGAACUAGAAGAUGGGAGUAUUGUGUCUGAAGUCCAGGAUUUGCUACCCAAAACACAGUGUGUUCUUCUCAAAGACCGGAAUAUUCUACCCAGAUGUCAGGACCAGGACUUUCUACUUAAAGACCAGGAUUUUCCACCCAAGGACCAGAAUAUUCUACCCGAAUGUCAGGACCAGCAUUUUCUACCCAGAGACCAGCAUGUUCUCCCUGAAGACCAGAAUAUGCAAUCCAAAUUUCAGGACCAGGAUUUUCUACCAAAAGACCAUCAUCAGUGUUUUCUACCCAGAGAUCAGGAAGCAAAUUUGAAGCAGCCAGCAUCAAUUUUGAUAGGCCCAAGAGGAAGACAGGCGUUUCCUCUGGAUGUCCAUCAGGAUCUCCUGCCCAGGCCUCAAGAUCAGACGUCCACCAGGGACAAGAAAGUACGCUUCAAGGAGUCAUAUUCUGAUAUGUCAAGUGAGAAAGGGAGAGAAGACUCUUCUCUGGCAGGUUAUCAGUAUCUGCCUCCUAAACUCCAGGACCAGACCUUCCUCAGAGAUCAGAGCAAGUAUAUCAAUCAACCCUCAUCUUGUGAGAAAUGGGAGAUCGAAAGAAUGGCUUCUGGAGUGCCAUCGAGCUUAUACUUCAGGCAGCAGCCAUCUGUUGGGACAGCUGAAAGAUGGCAAGAGGAUUUGCUUCUGGAUGACCAUCAGCAACUGCCAGCCAAGCCCCAGAGAGAGGCUUCCAGCAGAAGACAGGUUUAUGAUGCUUAUCAAUCAAGAUUGAACACUGAAUUCCAAACUCCACUGAUGCUUCAGUCUGGAGUAGAUCAGGAAGAAGACAAAAAAGAGCGUCAAAAGCAAUACCUGAGAUAUAGACGGCUUUUCAUGGAUAUUGAAAGAGAACAAGUAAAAGAACAACAAAGGCAAAAAGAACAUCAGAAGAAAGUUGAAAAAAUUAAAAAAAAGAAAGAGCAGCAACGUUAUGCUGAAGAGCAGAGGAUACUAAGAGUGAACUUUCAUGAAGAGCUAUAUUCAGGGGAGAAGAUGAGUGAUAUAUUAGCCCAGCUAAAACUUGAGGAACUAAAAGGAGCCAGAGAAAAACAACAGCAGAGAGAAAAGGAAUGCCAAAGAUAUAUAGAAGCUCUGCGAGCCCGGAUCCAGGAGAAAAUGCGGCUGUAUAAUAUUACUUUACCUCCACUCUGCUGCUGUGGUACUGAUUUUUGGGAUGCUCAUCCUGAUACCUGUGCCAACAAUUGUAUUUUCUAUAAAAACCAUAGAGCAUAUACCCGGGCACUACGUUCGGUCAUCAAUUCCUGUGAUAUCCCUGAGGGGACGUCAACUGUUCGAGUCGCCAUGCAUAAUUUGGCUUCUGCACAUAGACGGACUUUGAAGAAUCUGUAAUGAGAAUCUGAAUCCAAUU
Ailuropoda melanoleuca (giant panda) is the source of this 2683-nucleotide messenger RNA. It is a transcript of the gene CCDC15, whose product is annotated as coiled-coil domain containing 15. Gene Ontology annotation, cellular component: centrosome. The coding region runs from base 145 to 2664 and encodes 839 amino acids. The transcript is spliced from 17 exons. NCBI's taxonomy places the organism in Eukaryota, Metazoa, Chordata, Mammalia, Carnivora, Ursidae. The record is from RefSeq and is a predicted model, not a curated record.